This is a messenger RNA of Drosophila eugracilis, 1694 nucleotides long. Its product is annotated as NADH-ubiquinone oxidoreductase chain 6-like. The record is from RefSeq and is a predicted model, not a curated record. Gene Ontology annotation, cellular component: mitochondrion. The transcript is spliced from 2 exons. Lineage: Eukaryota; Metazoa; Arthropoda; Insecta; Diptera; Drosophilidae.
AUGUAUAAACUACCUCUUGAAAUUAUUCAAUUAAUAUUAUAUUCAUUAAUUAUUACAACUUCUAUUAUUUUUUUAAAUAUAAUUCAUCCAUUAGCUAUAGGUUUAACUUUAUUGAUUCAGACAAUUUUUGUAUGUUUAAUCUCUGGAUUAAUAACUAAAAGUUUUUGAUACUCUUAUAUUUUAUUUUUAAUUUUUUUAGGAGGAAUACUUGUAUUAUUUAUUUAUGUUACAUCUUUAGCUUCAAAUGAAAUAUUUAAUUUAUCAAUUAAACUUUUUUUAUUUUCUAUUUCAUUUUUAUUUAUUUUAUUUACUUUAUCUUUAUUAAUUGAUAAAAGUUCUAUUUCAUUAUUUUUAAUAAACAAUGAAAUAGAAUCAAUUAUCGAAAAAAAUUCUUAUUUUUUAGAAAAUUCUUUAUCUUUAAAUAAAUUAUACAAUUUCCCAACAAAUUUUAUUACAAUUUUAUUAAUAAAUUAUUUAUUAAUUACAUUAAUUGUAGUAGUAAAAAUUACUAAAUUAUUUAAAGGUCCUAUUCGAAUAAUAUCAUAAUUAAUGAACAAACCUUUACGAACUUCACACCCCUUAUUUAAAAUUGCUAAUAAUGCUUUAGUAGAUUUACCAGCUCCAAUUAAUAUUUCAAGAUGAUGAAAUUUUGGAUCAUUACUUGGAUUGUGUUUAAUUAUCCAAAUUUUAACUGGAUUAUUUUUAGCCAUACAUUAUACAGCUGAUGUAAAUUUAGCUUUUUACAGAGUUAAUCAUAUUUGUCGUAAUGUAAACUAUGGUUGAUUAUUACGAACUUUACAUGCUAAUGGUGCAUCAUUUUUUUUUAUUUGUAUUUAUUUACAUGUAGGACGAGGAAUUUAUUACGGAUCAUAUUUAUUUACACCAACAUGAUUAAUUGGAGUAAUUAUUUUAUUUUUAGUUAUAGGAACAGCUUUUAUAGGAUAUGUUUUACCAUGAGGUCAAAUAUCAUUUUGAGGAGCUACAGUAAUUACAAAUUUAUUAUCAGCAAUUCCUUAUUUAGGUAUAGAUUUAGUACAAUGAUUGUGAGGAGGAUUCGCAGUUGAUAAUGCUACUUUAACUCGAUUUUUCACUUUUCAUUUUAUUUUACCUUUUAUUGUUCUUGCAAUAACAAUAAUUCAUUUAUUAUUUUUACAUCAAACAGGAUCAAAUAACCCUAUUGGAUUAAAUUCUAAUAUUGAUAAAAUUCCAUUUCAUCCUUAUUUUACAUUUAAGGAUAUUGUAGGAUUUAUUGUAAUAAUUUUUAUUUUAAUUGCUUUAGUAUUAAUCAGUCCAAACUUACUAGGAGACCCUGAUAAUUUUAUUCCAGCUAACCCAUUAGUUACACCAGCCCAUAUUCAACCUGAAUGAUAUUUUUUAUUCGCUUAUGCAAUUUUACGAUCUAUUCCUAAUAAAUUAGGAGGAGUAAUUGCAUUGGUUUUAUCAAUUGCUAUUUUAAUAAUUCUACCAUUUUAUAAUUUAAGAAAAUUCCGAGGAAUUCAAUUUUACCCAAUUAAUCAAAUUUUAUUUUGAUUUAUAUUAGUAACAGUAAUUUUAUUAACAUGAAUUGGAGCACGACCAGUUGAAGAACCCUAUGUUUUAAUUGGACAAAUUUUAACAGUAAUUUAUUUCUUAUAUUAUUUAAUUAACCCAUUAGUUAGAAAAUGAUGAGAUAAUUUAUUAAAUUAAAUAAACUA